AUGUAUACUGCCACCAAGCCGGAAAAUGCAGAGGAGUACCAGGAGUUGUGCGUCGACGGAAGGAUGUUCUACAAGCUUGGAGAAAGCAAGAAAAAGACUGUGAGAAGAAGAUACUCAGAUCAGUUCAAGAAUCCGCUCUUCAUCCAAAAGGAUGUCAACAGAAAGCUAAGGAUGAUGAGGCAGUUCCGAGAGAAGCAUGGGGAUCUCGAGGAAGAGAUAGAAAGAUGGAAGGACUGCAUUUCAGAGUGCAUAUCGAUAUUACACAGCCAGCACAGCGUGCAUCCAGCAGAAAUCUUCAAGGCAUUUCCUCUUGGUAAGUGGGGAUUUGACAUUGAAGAGUAUGGCGGCUGUGAGGAAGAUCUCCUCCACACAGCGAAGAUUGGUUAG
This is a messenger RNA of Encephalitozoon cuniculi GB-M1, 387 nucleotides long. RefSeq lists its product as uncharacterized. Lineage: Eukaryota; Fungi; Microsporidia; Unikaryonidae. The record is from RefSeq and is marked provisional. The transcript has a single exon. Bases 1 to 387 code for a protein of 128 amino acids.